This is a messenger RNA of Drosophila gunungcola (fruit fly), 4557 nucleotides long. RefSeq lists its product as uncharacterized. The record is from RefSeq and is a predicted model, not a curated record. Gene Ontology annotation, biological process: regulation of transcription by RNA polymerase II. Gene Ontology annotation, molecular function: sequence-specific DNA binding; DNA-binding transcription factor activity, RNA polymerase II-specific. Lineage: Eukaryota; Metazoa; Arthropoda; Insecta; Diptera; Drosophilidae. Gene Ontology annotation, cellular component: nucleus.
GGUAUAAUUCAGUGAUCUCGUCGCGGUCACACUGAAUGGAAGUAAUAACAUUGCGAGAAAAAAGUGAGAAAAGGGUGAAAAAGUGCAAAAACUAUUGGAUUUAUUUAAUGAUUUCCAUUUGGAAAUAAGCAAACGGGCGCAGUGAUUAAGUUUAUGUGCUAAAAAACGAAGUUUUGAUAGAUAUUGAAAAUAAAAUCGCGUCCUGCUCCGCCUCCUGCACGCACACACUCGCAGCGCCCCGCACACACACGCACACAGUUGCGCCUUUCGUCAUUUCUCUCGCUCUCAUUUUUUUUGUCGCAGCUGCAACGCAAAUUCCAAAAAGGAUAAUCCUCGCCGAUCUCGCAAGUCCUUCCGGUGGUCUAAGAGCGGAUAUAUACCCGCAAUGAUGAUGACCAAAGGUAACUCGCAGAUCUAGGAAGACCAAGUGCUUUUCGGGCCCAGUUUCGGGGACCUCGACACGGAUAGCAUGUUCAGUCCUAUCAAAAAGAUAUUUACGUACAUACAAAAAAAUGCUAGUGGUUCCAAUAUGUUCAGCCCUUCAUCUGGAAAUACGACAACCGGUCAAAGGGAGGCCGCCGCCAGCAUAAGUGCGCACGAUGAAGGCGACAGAAAGCAGAACCAGGAGGAUGGGCAGCAGGAUCUGAACGAUGGAGCGGCGAUGGGGGAGCCGCAGCAGGCGCAGGAAAUCCUGCCCCAAAUGGACGACGCCGAUGACGAGGAGGACGACAUCGAAAGGCUGAUCAAGACCUCCAUAAUCGAUGCCACCAAAGUGCAUGCGGCCAAGGCCAAGGCGAUGGCCUCUUUACCCUUGCCCCUGGAGCAGCUGGACGAUGAACUGGCGGAUUUCGCACAAGGUCCCGCGGACACCGAACUGGAGGAGCAGUUCCUCGAGCUGGAGAACUAUCCGAACAACGAGAUUAUCGUACUCAGCGACGCGGAGCUCAACUCGUCGAUAGCCUCCGAUGCCGUGUCCGAGGAUCCGCUGGCCAUAGACAACAUUCUGGACUCCUCGUCGGUCACCACAAACGAGGAAGUGGACACCAGCGGCGAGCUGCUCUGGCUGAAGUUGAGCAACGAAACGGAAAUGGCCACCAGUUCGGGAGUGGUGGCAUCGUCCACCAAUCAGGAAGAAUCCCAGAAGCCCGCCAAGCCAAUUAAAAGAAAGGAAGAUGAGCUGAGAGAUGGUGGCUCUGAUUCGGGACUAGGUAGUGAAACGUCAACCUUGCCGAAACUUCCGGUGGAGAAAGUAGCCGAGCCAGAAGCAGCCCCGGAGAAGCAGGAACCCAAGCCCAUCAGAUCCAAUCUCAAGCGAAGAUUGGAAGAAUCGGAAAGCGAUGCUAUUGAUCUGGUGCCCGACAUGUCUGCUCCCCCGCUGACCGCCCAAAAGCGACCCAAGCGCUCCAUAAACUUUGACGAGGUCAAGGUCUACUAUUUCCCACGACAACAGGGCUUCAGUUGCGUGCCCACGGCUGGUGGAUGCACCCUGGGCAUGGGCGCCCGGCAUAUUGCCUUCAAGACGAUGACCCUGGCCGAGCAUGCGGCUGAAUUGAGGCGGGCACAUCGCAGCCAAAACCAAGAGCUCCAACCGCGCGGCUCCAGCAGCGAUGACAGCGAAGAGUCCGAGGAGGAUUACCUAAGCGAGGGCAGUGGCUCUGAUGCGGAGGACGGCUCCAAUGGCUUCCUGCAGCCGGUGACGCCGAAGCAGAGAAGAGCCCUGCUGAAGGCAGCGGGCGUGCGGAAGAUCGAUGCUAGCGAGAAGAGCGAGUGCCGGGACAUUAGGAACUCCAGGGAGGUUUGCGGCUGCUCCUGCCGCGAGUUUUGCGAUCCGGAAACCUGCGCCUGCAGCCAGGCGGGUAUAAAGUGUCAAGUGGAUCGCGCCAUGUUCCCUUGCGGAUGCACUCGCGAAGCCUGCGGCAACACAGUCGGCCGGGUGGAGUUCAAUCCGACGAGGGUGCGGACUCACUACAUUCACACGGUGAUGCGAUUGGAUCUGGAGCAGCGACAGGGCUCUGUGGGGCAUCUCCAGCCGCAACAGGUGCCGGCAUCCCAGCAGACCAUCAGCUACUCCCCGGUGGGAGCGGCUACACCAGCACCCGCGUACUUCCUGCAAACGCAAUCCAACUACAGCUCCGGCUAUGCCUCGCCAGCUUACACGCCCGAGACCAGUGUGAGCUACUACCAGCAGCAGCAGGUGGCACCCACUCCUGGCCAGAUGAAUGCCACCCAACAGCAGCAGCAGCAGGCGCAGAGCCAGAGCUACGCGGGAUACGCCCAGCUGGACAGCCUGGACUCGGGUCUCUUUGCCAGUGGCACCAAUGCCACGCCCUCGUACGGAGAGCUAUAUCAGUCGCUCAGCUACGGCAGCACACAGAUCACUUCCUAUCCGACCGCCUAUCCGCAGCUUUCGCCGUCACCCGUCGUCGCCGUGGCUUCCGGAGCAACCAGCUCCUGUGCUUUUAGCUCCUGUGCGGUGCCCUCGGUGCCGCCGUACGGAAAUGCGACCACAACCGCCUCCAGCAAUGCUCCAUACCAGACCAUAGCUGUCUCCACCACGUCGUCGCGGCUAGUUGGCAAUCCAGUUGGUGUCGUUGGUGUCGCAGCAGCAUCAUCGCCAGCCGCGGGCGCGUCCACUUCUUCCGCGGCCACCACCGCCAAUGAGUUUAUCAGUUUGAGCACACCGAUCGCCAGUUCCUCGCGCCUCUCGCAGAUCAACGAUCUGCUGCAGCACAAUCGCAACACCACCGCCGCCUUGGUGGCCGUCUCCGAGGGAUUCAGUGGCGCUGCCAGAAGCUCGUCCAGUGCGUCCACCAUCGACUCCAUCGACACACCGCCCAUUGUGGAAGAUGGCCAGCAGCGUGGAUGUAUGAACUUCGAGGCGUUGCCCCCGCCGCAUGUGAAUCCAGCGCCCAUUGUUGCCGUCGUGCAGAGCAAGCUGCCCAUGCCACCCAUGACCACGCUGGCCCUGCCUCCUGCUCCUCCAUCUGCUCCACAACCACGCCAGCCGCUGGACCAACAGCAUCAACAAGCCUUGGGCGAGUCCACCUAGAGCAGGGAAUGCACCACCAAAUUGGUUUUUGGUUUUGGAUGGGUCAGUCUAUGGGGUUUUUAAUGAUUUGAGAAUUCGGUGCAGUUUACUACCUUGGACAACUCUCAGUGAGUUUUAAUUGGAUACUAUAAACUUGACUGUAACCUUAAAAUUUUUGUUUAGUCCUUUUAAUUUUUACUUUGAAAGUGAGCCGCUAUAUUUGUAUCUAUUAAAAUCACAUUUCAAUUAGAAUCCAGACAACUUAAGCAAAACGAAGAUUAUUCUUUGUUACAAAUAUUUUUUACAUUGUUAUAUUCCCCCCUGAAUUACACUAAUUGUAUUUAAGUUCAUUUAUUUACACAUUUCCGAUUUUAAUCAUUUUUUUAUUUUACUUUUAAAUUGAGAACAUUUCCUUUUUAUUACAAUUAAUUGUUUAAUUGUUAUAUUUUUCCCUUGAAUUAUACCAGUUUUAUUUAAGUUCAAUAUUUAUAUACUCCUCCGUUUUAAAAGUAUUUAAAAAGAUUUCUAUAAAAGUUUUUAGUAAGCAAAAGAAAAUAGUUAGUAAAUAACAUUCAGUUAAGUGAAAUUUGCCUGUUCUUCCGAAUCCAUUGAAAUCUUCAAAGUCCAAGAAGUUCUUCAGAAUUGUACGGGGCGCACAAAAGACCCAUCCUGAAAUCGAAAUAGGAGGAGCAUAGAGAGAGCUGGGAAUAGUUUUUAUAGCAAUUUUACACAGCAAAAGACUUCAUUACGUUUAAGGCGGCGGUGGGCGUGGCUGAAAAAGGAGCAAAACAAGGACAGGCAGAAGGAUUAAACUGGGGCAGGAAUCAAAACGGACAGCGUUGGCGUCACUCCUCGAUGUCAGGAGACCUCUUUAGUAGCGGCGAGGGCCAACGAAUCGGGCUCGGACCGCCUUGUAUAAAUCAUUUCAUUGUUAAAUUCUAAUUAGUCCCUAAGUGCAUACUGUAGUUUAGUUACUUUGUUGCUUAAGCUAUGUUUCCAUCGCAAAAUCAAGUUCCCUUUAACUCAUUUUUUUUUAGCUCUGUUGUGUAAUCUUAAACGAACAAAUAAUGGAAGGACUGUGUUUGUACCUCCUAUGAAUUUAAUGAGCUGAGAGCCUCUUAAAAUUUCCCCAACAAAUUCUGUGUGUCAAAUUUGAUUUAACCCAGCUUAACAGAAAUCGAGCGUUAAUUGAUUUUGUACUUUGCAUUUAGUUAUGAAUCCAAUCUAAUUACCCAUUGAAUUGUGUAAGCCUUUGGUAGAAUUAUCCCUUGAUUUAGCUGCUUUUAAGUAUUCAUUUAGCUCCUAAGUUCCUCAUUUCUGACAUUUAGCGUAUUAGCCCUUAUGAACCAAGAACAACAAACGGCAGCAAACUGAAAGAAAAAAAAACAGACAAAAGCAACCACAAUAUGCAGUACGGUUUAGAAAUAUGUAUAUGCAACUUGAUAACGACAAAAGCAGAAAAAAUGAAAACGUAAAAGAAAAAAUAAUUGCAAUUAUUUAAAUAAAUAUUGAAUACAAAAUAGCAAGAA